UCGUCCUCCUGUCCUGUAGAUUGACAUCCUGCUCUUGGACUAGUUCCUUUACUUUGAUAAUAGUCUUUCCUACUGAUACUAUAAUGUGCCUUGAAAUGUGUUAUUUUUAUUCACAUUAAACCUGUCUUGUGAAAAAGAGCAAUGCACCAGAACAGUAAAGCCAGUGAUCAAUGUAAAGUGUACAGUAAAGUGAAAGUGAAAGCAUUGAGUUGGGGUACCAGCAUCUAAUGUGAUGAGAAUGAUUAUAUCUGUGUAAGUAAAUGGACAUAAAACGUAUUUUCAGUUCUCUGUUUGUCAUGACCAUAUACAAUGGAAUCAUUUCAAAUGUGUACUACAAUGGACACGUACAUUCACCUAUUAAUAUACUAUUUCUACUUUAUUUUAUACUGUUUUUGUAACCCCUGCUGGGAUUUUACGUCACUAGUUUGUAUCUAUAAUUAAUUGUUUUCUUUAGUAGUUUUUAUGUGCGCAAAAAGUUGGUCGCUUACCUCUGACGUCACUGUCAUGCGACAGCAAGGUUCCUUUCUCUUGUUUACAUGCACGCUACAGCUGAGCUACACUGAGCGAUCUUUUUCGUGUUUUUGGUGAGGAUGGCGACCCCAAAACCUGUCAACGUUAGUUCUGUGCCUAUCGACGGUUUCAGCAAUUUAAGAAUUACAUCAAUAUGGACUUUCCUCUUGUCCGUGCAGUGGUCAGAGCCGUGGCUUAUUGCCUGUUUAGUGUUUCACAUUGUGUGCCUGUGUCUGACUGUGUUGACGUGCAAGUAUUACAGAGCUCAAAUCUGCCACUUCCUCCUCAUAGUUGGCUUGGUGUACAGUGCUGAAUAUUUAAAUGAGUUGGCAGCCAUGAACUGGAGGUCUUUUUCCCAAUUCCAGUACUUUGAUUCUAAAGGCAUGUUCAUAUCGCUUGUCUUCUCCAUUCCACUUCUCUUCAACGCGGUUAUUAUUGUGACGGUGUGGGUGUACAAGACCUUCUCCACCAUGGCUGAGCUGAAGACGCUGCAACUCAAGCGAAAGGCGCGGCGACAAGACAGAGCAAAGACUGACUGACGCCUGUGUUUGUGUCUAUAAAUGGGUUUCACUGGCAGGGUUUAUUAAAAUGCAAGACCUUUGCUAAUCCCUUGCUUUUUGGGGAAAAAGACAAGUGUUAAAAGUCAGAAAGGACUGUGUGUGUCUUUCUACAGCAACAGUUGGUGACAAAGGUGGUGACAAUGUUGCAAAAGGACCAAAUGUUUUGUAUUUAAAAGUUAUUUUAUAGUGUGUUUACUUGCACUGUGAAAGCAUUUUGGGAAAGGUGUGUAUUACUCGUGUUGAUUCUUCUAAUCUAGCCCACAACAAGCUAAAACUCAACUCUGAACCCCCGACAUCACUUCCUGUCUGCUAUCGAUUUUUAUCCCCAACAUUGUCAACUCUUAAAUGUCUUAUUUUCUAUUAUAUUAUAUCUACUAUGUUGGGUAAAACGAAUGUAAAGGUGACUAUAUGGGUGUCAUUCUACAGGUGCGAUCAAACAGUCAAAUAAUGAAAACAAAAUCUGCACCUUUAUCCAGAUCAUCUCUCAAAUCCACAACGCUUCACGAUUUCUAUGCUUUUGUGUUGUAACGUUCCCCUAACCCCUUAUUGAAAAUAGUAGUGAUGGGAAACUCGAUUCCUUUUACUGACUCAAGUUUUUUUCAGUCACUCACUAAAGUGAAUCAAGUACUUGAUUUAAUUUAGCCGGGUGUGACAGCGCACAUACGCAGAAAAGCAUUCACACAGACUUCCAUUGAUAUGAUAUAUGCAAACACCUAAUUGAGAUCUGCCCCGUAAGCAAAUGCAAGAAAAUGGAACAAACAUAAUAAAGCGCCUUUUGCCAAAGUUUUUGGAGGAAGGUUUCACUGCAGUAUUAUGCCACAAAGUCAACAAAUUAUGUUUGCAAAAUGAUGUUUUAAAGGCCAAAUAUAAUCAAGGGUUUUUUCAGCCUUACCUGUGUAAGGUAGUCCCGUGAGAUCUCGUUUGGACUGUAAACCGGUUGGUACAAUUCACGCGAAACAUUAAUUAGGCAUUAAUUAUCAUGUCUUGCCACAUCCAAUAUGGCGGUGACGUCGCCGUAAUGAUUCAGCGCUCAUGAGCGUGUGAGUCUAAUGCGGGGGUGUCAAACUCGUGCCAUGGAGGGCCAAGUCACUAAAACAAGUGGUUUUAAUGAUCAACACCUCCUCCAAUUUGAGGGAAGGAGCUCAUUAAAUAAAUCACCUGUUGGAGAACCUGGUUGGAAAGGAAACCUGCAGUGACUCCGCCCUUCAUUGACAAAUGUGGUCUCGUGUGUCCAGGUUUGCGAUUUCCCUACCAUUUUUAAUUUAGCUAGCAGCAGCAAUGUAAGUGAACGAGUUAACAGAGACGAAUACCCGCGAUUCAGCCCCGGUUCUGCAAAAAAAAAAAUCGACAAUUUGAACGACUCGGUCAAUAUUCGACCAUCACCAGAAAGUAAACUCCACCCCUAUUCCUAACCUCACGAACCAGGAAGUAAACAGGAAGUGACAACUUCCAAAAAAUCAGAAUAAACACGAGCACAGCGGCCGUCCUCAUUUUUCACGUUUGGAGGAAAUUAUUAAAAAUUAUUAUCUUUUGGAAAUUAUUAAUCUUUUGACUCCCGCUUAAACAAUUCCCUCGGCCAGAGAAUCAGUUAUGGUGCAAUCCUUUCCGUGUCCGUGAGGCCGGAAGUAGCCUGCGAACCAACCAACAAACGGACAAAUACACAAAUAGAGCACUUAGUUAAUUUACCCUUUAGUUGAAUCUGUAUUUUUCGGUUUUUUUUUUUGCCAUUUGAGUCACGAUUUGAGCCCCUUACAUGGAAUAAAAUCUUUAACAGUAACAUUACAACAUGUGGAACUGUGAAAGGAUGAUUUAUGAGAUGUAUUCCAUUGUAACCUCAUGUUCAAAUAAACUAAUACCAAACCAAACAAC
Molecule: messenger RNA, 2939 nt
Organism: Dunckerocampus dactyliophorus (ringed pipefish)
Lineage: Eukaryota; Metazoa; Chordata; Actinopteri; Syngnathiformes; Syngnathidae
Gene: tmem18
Product: transmembrane protein 18
Exons: 5
Coding region: 591-1049 (152 amino acids)
Cellular component (GO): nuclear membrane
Source: RefSeq, a predicted model, not a curated record